This is a messenger RNA of Phoenix dactylifera (date palm), 1387 nucleotides long. RefSeq lists its product as uncharacterized. Gene Ontology annotation, cellular component: histone deacetylase complex. The record is from RefSeq and is a predicted model, not a curated record. Gene Ontology annotation, biological process: regulation of transcription by RNA polymerase II. NCBI's taxonomy places the organism in Eukaryota, Viridiplantae, Streptophyta, Magnoliopsida, Arecales, Arecaceae. Gene Ontology annotation, molecular function: protein binding; transcription corepressor activity.
CCUCGGGAUGGCGAGCGACGACUCUCCCCCGUCACCCCCGCUGUCGUUCCUGUCCCGACCCGUCACCACCGACGAGCUCAACUUCCUCGUCUCCCGCUACCUCCAAGAGUCUGGCUUCACAAAUGCCGCAUUUGCUUUCGAAUAUGAGUCUGGGAUUAAGAAAUUUAAUUUUGAGGAUAAUUUGAUUCCACCUGGUGCUCUUUUGACUGCUGUGCGAAAUAGCAUUCAAAGCAUAGAGCCUAUGAUGGAAAUCAUAGAAGCUAGAAGGACCUGGGAAGAGCAGAAGAAUAUGUUCAUGAACCGGUUAGAGUUCAUCGAACAGAAAUGCGAGUUACUUCAAGCUCAAGUUGCUGAGGUCUUGGCAAGGUGUGGUCCAACACAAAAGUCCCCCGAGGGACGCCCAUCUGAUGAUGCAGAGACACAAGAAACCAGACAGUGUCCUGGGGCUCCUAAUGAUCCUGAAGUUUUACAACAUCAGGUAGUACUGUCAUCUUCUGGUCAUGCCAUUGCACCUGUGCAGGGUAAAGUCUGUGAAGCCAAGGAGGACGGGGUUAGGAGUGAAAAACUUGACUAAUACGAACAAAGCCAUGCUUGCAAAAUGGUGCUGGAGAUUCACUCAAAUGAUAAUUAUAUUGGGAAAACAAUGGCUUGACUGAACUACUACAACUACUGCUGUUUUGGUCCAAGGACUAGAAGAACUCAAGCUGCUUCUCCUAUAUGGAAAGUCUUAGCUUAAUCUUGGAUGCCUUCUGGUGUGGUCUCCCUUUGUCUCUUGAAGGAGGGCUAUCUAUUAGAUUUUGGAAAGAUGAUUGGCGGGGCCACCUUCACCUUGGAUCCCUCUUCAUGCUUCUUUAUGCUACUUUUCUAAAGCAGAAUGUUACAAUGCUUUCUCAAUGGAAUGGGUGGCUCAGUUGCUGGUAUGUGAAACUAAGAAGUGCCCUCAUCUUCAGGGAAGACUUAUAAUUGGUUCACUUCCAAACUUUGUUGAUGAGUUUCUUCUGUUUUCUACUAUGUAUAUUCUUUCCAUACCUUCCUUAGGAAGGGUGGAAAUAUUCAUCUCGUCUUCACUGCACUUCGAAAAGCAAUAUUAUGGAAAAGGUCCAUAUCUUCAUGCGGGUGGCCCUCGACAACAGGCUUAACACUGGCAUAUGUUUGCAAGAAAAAAUGGAUUUACCUCUAGACAGUUUGGAGAAAUCAAGAAUUGAAAAAUGGCAACUUAAGCAUGCUUGGAACUAGUUGAUUUUGGCUAUUUGUUGGUGUAUUUGGAAGGAAUGUACUACAUUCCUUUUCCUUAAGAAGGCAACUUCAUAGGAUGCCAAUUUCGCCUCUGUAUUAGUCCUCAAAGAGUGGCCUUCCAUUGUUCUAUAAAAUAUUGUCUUAGUUAUUA